AUGACCGACGGCCUCACCGCUGCCACUUUGGCAAUCUACAUCGUUCUCAUCAUCCCCAGUGCUUUCCUCCUUGUCAAACAUGGCCGUCAAGGCCUCCUCGGAUGGCUCUUCUUUACCAUCUUCUGCACCAUCCGCAUCAUCGGCAGCGGACUUUCUCUGUCCAACUCUUCCGCCGCAAGCAUCAUCUCAAACAUCGGUCUGUCGCCGCUAUUAUUCGCGUCAAGUGGAAUUGUCAAAGAAGC
Molecule: messenger RNA, 242 nt
Organism: Aspergillus affinis
Lineage: Eukaryota; Fungi; Ascomycota; Eurotiomycetes; Eurotiales; Aspergillaceae
Exons: 1
Source: RefSeq, a predicted model, not a curated record